AUGAGCCUUGACACCGACUGGUCCCGCUUGUUGCCCCGUUACUUGGGUAUUGACCUGCGUAACUGGCUGAAUGAAUUUGUCGAAGGACAAGGGGAUGCGCAGAUCUCUGGGUCCGCUGUGAAGAAGGCAAUCAUCUCUCGUUACGGUGUUCCUAGGGAGCAAAGUCGGUUUGCUCGGAUCCGUGAAUUCUUGGCUUACACGAAGCAAGACAGUGAGUCUGUUGACUCCUUCCUGGAACGGUUUAAGGAUUUGAGAGCAAGAUCCGAGGUGUCUGACAAGCAUGUGGCUGCUCUGGUGUGCUUCGAUGCGUUCCCGAAUUUUGUUUCUCGCUUGCUUACUGUAGCAAUGAGCCAAGCUUCCGAAACUUCGUUCUAUGAUAUCGACUAUAUGUCUUCUGUGACCCGCCGUCUGGAUGCGACUAUUGAGAAGAAGGUCGGUAAGGGUGUUGAUCGCUUGGGCUCUCGCAAGAGAGAAGCGGAUGCUUCACACCUUCCAGUAUCCAAUGAGGCUAAGAAGUCAAGAUGGUACGAGGAACCGAGUUCUUCUGGUGCUCGUGGGGCUUCUUCGCGUCGUUCUAAUUCUGGUAUCAGGAAUUCUUGGGUCUCGAAGUUUGGCAAGACCAUAGCUCAACAUCGUGCGGAGCAAUCGCGCAAGGAAUGCAAUGGACACUACGGAAAGGGUCAUUCGUGUGCCAACGGUGGUACUUCUGGUCCUACGAAGACUGUUCGCAUGAUGACAAAGCGUCCAACAGUACAAUCCACGAUGGACAAGGCUUUAGCGUCUGAGGCUGGUGCUGCCGUACUUCGGGAAAAGAGCAGGGAGGUCAAUGCCUGUUCCGCUGCGUCUGUCGUUGUUGCUCCUGUUCCUGUGCGGAAUGAAGUUAGUCCUGGUUUGUCUUCUGUUCAGGAGACUGAGAACACUGAGGUUGACUCUGAUGUGGAAAUGUCGGAAUCAGAUGGUCAUACUAUCACCGAUGCUGAGGACCUGUGUGGUCGAGCUCAGGCUUCGAUUGUUGAUGGUAUGGACAGUGUUUAUGUGUCUGAUGUUGACUUGUUGCAGAAUUUGUCUGCUCAAGAAUGUAAGUUUGAUGCUGUAUUUAGUGCACCUCCUACAUUGCGUUCCAAUGCCAUAUGUGUUCCAAUUGUGGUACAAAAUGUCAUUUGUUUCGGUAUCGUAGACACUGGUGCGACUUUUAGUUGCAUUACUGACGAGUUUUUCGAUCAUCUAGGAGGUCGUACUCAUUCUGGUUUUGAAGCUGCUGCUGCUGACAGUAUUGUACAGUUGGCACAUGAAGCGACUACCGUUCCUCGUGUUGGUUCUGUGGUCUUGAAUGUUACUUAUAAUAAAGUUGUUAGUUCACAUUCAUUUGAAGUUUUUACAUUUUAUUCAGAAGAAAAUGUACAUGUGUUAUUGGGAAUGGAUGUUCUCUCUAAGAUUGGUAUUGGUAUUAGUGGUUUAGUGAGUCAGCAUGAUUUUCAGACUGGUCCCAGAAAGCCAGAUCCUGUUGACGACUCGAUUGAACCUAAUCACCAUUCAUUUGGUAGUGAUAAGGAACGUGCUCCUUACGUUAGGCUAUUGAAUGAACUGUUAUUGGACAAUUCGCAAAUUGACAUGAGAAAUACUCAGUGUAAUUUGCCUGAUUCUGUUAUCAAGCUGGAUACUAAGCCUGGCUGUGGUGCCUAUCGUGCUCAAUAUCCACUUGCGGAGGCCUAUAGGGAUGCUGUUAAUAUACAGAUCCAAGUGUGGCUUGAUGAAGGCGUUAUCGAACGAUCGGCGAGUCAUAUCCGCUUCAAUCAUCCGUUGUUGGUGGUGAAGAAGAAAGAUUCGAAUGGCAAUUAUGACAUGUCUAAGCCUCGUGUGGUGUUAGACGUCCGUAAGUUGAAUUCGAUUUUGGAGGUUGAUGACAAACAACAGUUGCCGUUGAUUUCAUGUAUUCAUCAGAAUAUUGGGAAUAAAACGAUUCAUACUUGUCUGGAUAUCCAUGCUUGUUUUACCAGUUUUGGAUUGGAUCCCUCGCAAGCUCAUAAGGUUUCGUUUACUUCGCCGUUUAGCAAUACUCAGUACACCUUUCGGAAGGCUGCGUACGGUAUUCGUCAUGUUGGUUCAGUAGUUGUUCGUACAUUGCAGAAUCUGUUGUCAGAUCUGAAUACGUCCAAUGCUGCUACUCCCAAUUCUACCAAGGAUGACCAGUCAGUGUUCUGCUACGUUGAUGAUAUAAUCUGUAGUACCUCGGGUAGCUUGGAAAAUCACUUUAAACUUGUUGCUGAAGUGGUUCGUCGUUUGACAAAGGCUAAUCUGGUUUUGAAUCUAGAGAAGCAUUUACCUUUUAGGAUGGAGUGUAAUUGA
This is a messenger RNA of Mucor velutinosus, 2346 nucleotides long. RefSeq names its product Chitin synthase. The transcript has a single exon. Gene Ontology annotation, molecular function: aspartic-type endopeptidase activity. NCBI's taxonomy places the organism in Eukaryota, Fungi, Mucoromycota, Mucoromycetes, Mucorales, Mucoraceae. Gene Ontology annotation, biological process: proteolysis. The record is from RefSeq and is a predicted model, not a curated record. Bases 1 to 2346 code for a protein of 781 amino acids.